AGCCCAUAACCAAAUCUCCAAUCUAUCAUCUUUCUCUCUCUUCUUCUCCUCUAUAAAACAAAAAACUGGUCCUCUUCAACACCCCCAUUAACCACCAACAACCCUUCUUCUCCUCACUUCGCUCCAAUUCCCUUCUGGGUUUCGCAAUUCGACCCACUGGGUCCCCAAAGCCACCACCUUUUCCUCCGUGGAACGCUGAAUCGAAGGGCAAGAGGGAACAACAAGAAGGAGAAACAAGAGGAGAGAGAAGAAUUGGGUUAAAACCCGGGGUUGAAGCAUUGCAGACAUCACGGCUAUUCAACGAGUUCGCCACUCUCUCUCUCAUGCCCGUUGUGUCCGACGCAAGGGUUGUGUGACGGAGAGCAACCCUUCGCCGCACGGCGGGCGUGGCGCUUUGCCUUCCGAAGGCGGCAGCCCCUCCGACCUCCUCUUCCUCGCCGGCGGUGGUUCCCUUCAAAAUUAGGACUUCCUCGUAGUGUUAGUAGUGAUAGCAAUAGCGUCUUCAAGAGUUAAUCCAUAAAGGGGUGUCUUGUUUCCUUUCUUGUUCUUGUUGUUAUUGUUCUUUGGUUUUGGUGGGGGAUUAGUUUUAGAUAGGAUGAUGUUGAGUAUUAAGAGGGUUCCCACUGUGGUUUCCAAUUAUCAGAAGGACGAGGAGGCUGCUGCCGGAGGUUGUGGUCGGAAUUGCCUAAAAAAUUGUUGCAUCCAAGGUGCGAGGCUGCCUUUGUAUGCUUUUAAGAAGGUGGACCCGGUUGGAGGAAAGGAGUUGCCUUUGCUUGGAUGCAAGGAGCCUGUAGCCUUUCUGGACUCGCUUAUUCUUGGGGAGUGGGAAGAUCGUGUGCAGAGAGGGCUUUUCCGCUAUGAUGUUACUGCCUGUGAAACCAAGGUGAUUCCUGGGGAGUAUGGUUUCAUUGCUCAGCUGAAUGAGGGUCGCCACCUCAAGAAGAGACCAACUGAGUUCCGUAUUGACAAGGUCCUCCAACCCUUUGAUGAAAGCAAAUUUAACUUCACUAAAGUUGGGCAAGAAGAGGUCCUGUUUCAGUUUGAGGCUAGCAAUGAUGGGGAAGUUCAAUUCUUUCCAAAUGCGCCAAUUGAUGUUGAUAAUUCUCCCAGUUUUGUUGCUAUCAAUGUCAGUCCUAUUGAAUAUGGGCACGUGCUUCUGAUUCCUCGGAUCUUUGAGUGUUUACCUCAAAGGAUUGAUCAUGCAAGCUUCUUGCUUGCACUUCACAUGGCAGUUGAAGCAAGGAAUCCAUAUUUUAGGUUGGGUUACAACAGCUUGGGUGCAUUUGCAACCAUUAACCAUCUGCACUUUCAGGCAUAUUACUUGGCUCUGCCUUUUCCCAUUGAGAAGGCUCCUAUUAAGAAUAUUGCCAAAUUAAGUGGUGGAGUGAUAAUAUCUAAACUGCUUAACUAUCCAGUAAGAGGCCUUGUCUUCGAGGGCGGUCAUACAUUAGAGGAUUUAGCCAAUGCUGUUUCAGAAGCCUGCAUCUGCCUUCAAGAUAACAACGUACCUUACAAUGUGCUUAUUUCAGACUGUGGAAGGCAAAUCUUUCUAUUGCCACAGUGCUAUGCAGAGAAACAAGCUCUUGGAGAAGUGAGUGGUGAGCUUCUGGAGACCCAAGUGAAUCCUGCUGUGUGGGAAAUUAGUGGGCACAUGGUGCUGAAGAGGAAGAAGGACUAUGAGGAAGCAUCUGAAGCCAAUGCUUGGAGGCUUCUUGCAGAGGUUUCCCUCUCUGAAGAGAGGUUCCAAGAAGUCACUGCUCUUGUUUUUCAAGCCAUUUCAUCUUAUGAGAUGAAUGUCAAGCCUCAGUGUCUCGAGGAAGUUGAUGCCGUUAGCUCUAGCACUCAGCCUGCCAUGGUGGCUGGGUCCCAGCAAUGCCUUGUGCUCCGGUAACAAGGCCCUGAUGAACAAUUUCAUAGUGAUUACGUAUUUUAUGAAUUGCUAUAAUAAUUUUCCAGUAAAAUUUGUGUGGUAUCCAUUACUAUGGUGGUGGCAGUUACUUAAGUUUGAAGUAUUAUGCAAUGUUUUAAGGACUUCAAAUAUUAUAUGGUUUGUGUUUAUUAUGUGGACUUGCUGUAUGGUGCUUGAUUGCCUUCGUGGUCUACGUGAAAAUACAAUGUAAUAAUGACUGCUCUUGUCAGCUUAUUCAGUGGUUAGUGUUUGUGGUUGAAUAAAGUGGCACAUACUUUUCA
This is a messenger RNA of Cajanus cajan (pigeon pea), 2190 nucleotides long. RefSeq names its product GDP-L-galactose phosphorylase 1. Lineage: Eukaryota; Viridiplantae; Streptophyta; Magnoliopsida; Fabales; Fabaceae. Gene Ontology annotation, molecular function: GDP-D-glucose phosphorylase activity. Gene Ontology annotation, cellular component: cytoplasm. The record is from RefSeq and is a predicted model, not a curated record. Gene Ontology annotation, biological process: glucose metabolic process.